AUGUCAAUGGCUGUCACCACUUUCUCCUUCACCAUCUCUUUCAUUCUGUUAUCGUUUAUGCUUGUUAUUGUCUCUGCUAGUGAUUAUGGCUAUGGUACAAAGCCAGAACUACUUUACAAGCCAAAGCCAGAUGUGAAAGAAAAGCCUCUCCCCAUUGGUAUUGAAGGGCUUAUUCUAUGCAAAUCAGGCCCCAAAAGAUUAAUCCCGAUAAAAGGAGCUGUUGCUAGAAUAACAUGUCUAGCUGUCGAUGAGCAUGGUUAUGAGACAGCACCUUUCUCCAUCUUGAGCAAAGCAACAGAUUCAAAGGGUUAUUACUUUGCAACUUUAUUCCCUCAUGAACUCAAUAACAAGCUGAAGCUUACAGAAUGCAAGGCAUUCCUGGAAAAAUCUCCAUUGGAAAAUUGUAAAGUUGCAACAGAUGUUAACAAAGGAAUAAGUGGUGCUCCCCUUUCUUAUUGCCGCCUGCUCAACAACAAUAAUAUGAAGUUGUAUUCAGUGCCACCUUUCAUCUACACUUCACAACCCAAACCAAUGUCUCCCGGUUACUAA
Molecule: messenger RNA, 549 nt
Organism: Theobroma umbraticum
Lineage: Eukaryota; Viridiplantae; Streptophyta; Magnoliopsida; Malvales; Malvaceae
Product: protein SEED AND ROOT HAIR PROTECTIVE PROTEIN-like
Biological process (GO): response to ethylene
Cellular component (GO): cell periphery
Source: RefSeq, a predicted model, not a curated record